Molecule: messenger RNA, 1192 nt
Organism: Castor canadensis (American beaver)
Lineage: Eukaryota; Metazoa; Chordata; Mammalia; Rodentia; Castoridae
Source: RefSeq, a predicted model, not a curated record
AUGAAGAUGGCUGCCCGAGAUAGUCAGCUUUCAGACAAGUCACGCUGUGUCAGCUCCACGCUGCUCCUUCUAUGCAGAACUGGUGGACACCUCCAGGCUCAAGUCUUCCUUCUUGACAAGAAAUUAUCAAUCUGCCACACCCUCUUCCCCAGCCCUCAGAUUCUGAACACAGGCUGGUGUCUCCCCAGGUACACGGCAGAUCUUCUAGAGGUGCUGAAAACCAAUUAUAGCAUCUCUUCCGCCUGCUUCUCUUACCCUCCCACUGCAGCCCAGCUCCUGAGUGUAUUGGGACCCAUGGAAAUUGCCCUCACUGUCGUCAUGACCUUUCUCACUCUGGGCUCCAUUGCCAUCUUCCUGGAGGACGCCAUUUAUCUGCACAAGAACACCCUUUGCCCCAUCAAGAGGAAGACUAUGAUCUGGACUAGUUCUUCACCCACGGUGGUGUCUACGUUCUGCUGCUUUGGUCUCUGGAUCCCUCGUUCCUUCUUGGUUGUGGAAAUGGCCAUAACCUCAUUUUAUGCAGCAUGCUUUUACCUGACAAUGCGGCUCAUGAUAGAAGGCUUUGGUGGGAAAGAGGCAGUAUUGAAGACACUGAAGGACACCCCCAUGGUAAUCCAUACAAGCCCCUGCUGCUGCUGCUGCCCCUGCUGCCCUCGCCUCAUACUUACCAGAAAGAAGCUUCAGCUGUUGAUGUUGGGCCCACUCCAAUAUGCCUUCUUCAGGAUUUCACUGAGCCUUGUGGGCCUGUUUCUUAUCCCUGAUGGCGUCUAUGAUCCAACAGAAAUUUCUGAGAAGAGCACAGCUCUUUGGAUCACCACUCUCCUUGGUGUAUCUACCCUGUUGGCUCUCUGGUCCCUGUCCAUCCUUUUCCGUCAAGCCAGGUUACACCUGGGUGACCAGAACAUGGGAUCCAAAUAUGCUGUGUUCCAGAUACUUGUCAUUGUGACUGCCCUGCAGCCUGCCAUUUUCUCCAUUUUGGCUAAUGGUGGGCAGAUUGCUUGUUCACCUCCCUUUUCCUCUAAAGUCAGGUCUCAAGUGAUGAAUUGCCAUCUCCUCAUACUGGAGACUUUCCUGCUGACUGUGAUGGCACGAAUGUCCUACAGAAGGAAAGACUACAAGCCUGGGUAUGAAAAUUCCUUAGCUCCAGAUCUGGACUUGAACCUCAAGGCCUAAGGUGAAUGAAUGGAAGCAA